AUGCAGGUUGCUAUACACCAGGAUGACGCCGAUAUAUUACUUAAGCAAAGAAACAUACUAGACGAAGCCAUUGUGGAGAAAUAUCGAGUUGCAGGCCAGAUCACUCAAUCUGGUUUACAAUAUUUCACUUCAUUAAUUAAUAAUUGUUAUCAUUUACAAACCAUUCCUAGGUUGACCAUACAACAGUUGUGUUUAUUGACAGAUUCUUGUUUACUCGAUUUGUUAUCCAAGCAGUAUGUCAACAAGGUAAAUGAAAAAGGUAUUGCCAUUCCAACCACAAUAAAUGUCAAUGAAUUUGUAAAUGGAUUUGCGCCUGAAAUCGAUGAUGAGCGAGAAAUGUUCUUAAACCAGGGUGAUGUUGUUACUGUGAGUAUGGGAGUACAUAUCGAUGGAUACACAUCGCAAUUAAGUCACACUCUUGUUAUUUACCCAAUAAACCCAGCUGAAAUGAAACCCAGCGGGCCCUUAUUAGGUAAUAAUGCUGAUGCCUUGUGUGCAACACAUAUAGCUAUGGAAUCGGUAAUAUCCUUAUUGGGAUGCUCAUUAUCUCCUGAGAAAUUACCCCAACAGUUGAAAAAUAGUUCAAAUUCAAUAACAGGUCUGCAAAUACGUCAACUUGUGGAUUCUAUUGCCGAGUCUUUCAACUGUGUAGUUGUUCCAGGGUCCAAAGUCAGGAGGAUCAGACGAUUUUUGGCCGGACAAGCAGAGGGUGUUGUUGCUGAACGUGAUUUCAAAGGGGUUGUUUGGGACGAAUCUCAUCAAGAAGCUCAGCUCUUGAAACGGGCACUAGGACUUGCAUCAUCAUCAACAUCGUUAACACCAUCAACGACUACUAGUUUGAUUAAGAAACCUAUUGGCACUUCAAACUCUAGUGCUGUACCUACCGACGAGUUUGUAGUUGUACCCGGUGAAGUUUACCAAGUUGAUAUUUGCAUGAGCGGGUUAAAUAACGGCGAGCAACCGCAGCAACAAUUGGGUAUAGUGACCACAGAGGAGAUUGACAAUUUUGCAGGCAAGAACUAUAAACAGAAUGAUUUCAAUGCCAAAGCUUCGAUAUUUGUUCGAGAUUUCGCCAUAACGCAUCAGUUGAAGUUAAAGACUGCGCGGAAAUUAUUGGGGGAAAUUGACAAGUCGUUUUCAGUAUUUCCUUUCAAGUUGGACUUUGCUAGCAAGUCGUUCCCAAUAAACAUCGAAGAAUCGGAAGAGUCAAUUAGACAGCAGAUGGACCAAAUAAAGGAAGAGAUUAAAAGUUUUAGAUUAGGGUCAGCAGAAUUAACCAAUCGUCAUCUUAUACGGUCUAAGCCCAUACAAAUUACUAAAUUUAUUCCAUUGAAGGAAGUGUUGUUAACGGCCAAUCCAACAGGUAAACAUGGCGUUGAUGCUAGUAAACCUGUUUUACCGGGGAUGGAAGUUCCAUUACCUCAGUUGGGAAUAUCAUCUAUUAAAUUGAAAUCCUUGUUGAAAACCGGUGCAAGUAUUUCAAAUGUUCGCGAAUCCUCAACGAUUGUGUUGAAUGAUAAAAAGCAAGAGGUGCACAGGUUGAAUGGCGGUGAGUCUACUGCCAAAAUGAACUGGGUUCAUUCUCGAUAUGAGCUAGCAAACGAGGUACACGAACUUGUUAAUCAUUUGGUCCAAUUGACAAAGGACAGUAGGUUCGGUAUCAAGAUAAAAGAAGUAUUACCAUAUAAAAUGAAAUUAGAGAAAUUAGCAGUAGAGUCAAUGGAAACAUAA
Molecule: messenger RNA, 1731 nt
Organism: Lodderomyces oxycetoniae
Lineage: Eukaryota; Fungi; Ascomycota; Pichiomycetes; Serinales; Debaryomycetaceae
Gene: ARX1
Product: putative hydrolase
Exons: 1
Coding region: 1-1731 (576 amino acids)
Source: RefSeq, a predicted model, not a curated record